GGGAAGGUUCCUCUUUCUUUUGUGCAUCACCCAGAGCGCCCGAUGCAGCCCUGCCCUCUCCCCGCCUCCCUUGCAGUCUAGGAUCUCAGUGAAUCCAGAAAAAAAUCCUGCCCUCCGCAGAGUCAGGCUUGGACCCAAGGGAAGCGAGGCUGGGGCAGAUUGGAGCCCCCACUGCCACGUCUCGGCCCCCCUCCUUCCCCGGCACAGGCAGCCAGAGGGACCCAGAGGGUGCUGCAAGUGCGGAGAUUGGAACCAGCCGCACAGAAGGGCAUCUGCAUUGUCCCAUCCUCAGCACCAGCUGGCACUACCUGCCAGUCUCAGCCUUGCCCCCAGCCGGGUCCCCCCCUGCACCAUCCCCCCCGUGAGCAGAGCCUUCCACCUGGGUGCUGUGGAUGCUGCGCAUCUCCCUGGAUUGCUGGGGCUAAUGCUGAGCGCUGACAGGAUGGAGGAGUUUCAAAGUGAAGAAGAGGAGCCCUGGUAUGACCAGCAGGAUCUGGAGCAGGACCUGCACUUGGCGGCCGAACUGGGGAAGACGCUGCUGGAGCGCAACAAAGAGCUGGAAGAUUCGCUGCAGCAGAUGUACACGACCAAUGAGGAGCAAGUGCAAGAGAUAGAGUAUCUGACAAAGCAGCUGGAGAUGUUGCGCCAAAUGAACGAACAGCACGCUAAGGUCUACGAGCAGCUGGACCUGACGGCGCGGGACCUGGAGCUGGCCAACCAGAAGCUUGUGCUGGAGAGCAAGACAUCCCAGCAGAAGAUACAGUGCCUAACAGAAACCAUCGAGGGGCUACAAAACCAGGUGGAGGAGCUGCAAAAGCAAGUGGAGGAGAUGCGGAGUUUGGAGCAACUCCGCAUACGGCGGGAGAAGAGGGAGCGACGUCGAACCAUCCAUACCUUCCCCUGCCUCAAGGAGCUGUGCUCAAGCCCCAGAUAUGAGGAUGCGUUCCAGAUCCACAGCUCUUCAAUGGAGUUCAACCAGAAGCCGCUAGAGCGGGAGAAUGAGCGCCUCCAGGCAAUGGUGAACUCCCUACGGUCCCAGGUCAACCAGGAGAAGCAGCGGAAGGAGAGGGUGGAGCGGGAGUACACAUCCGUCAUCCAGGAGUACUCGGACCUUGAGCAGAGGGUGUGCGAGAUGGAGAGCUGCAAACUGCGCAUCAAGGAGCUGGAGGCCGAGCUCCUGGAGCUGCAGCAGAUGAAACAAGUCAAGAAGUAUCUUCUCAGCAGAGAGGACAACCUGUCCGAGGCCCUUCUGGAACCGUUGAACAAUGCCCCAGAAGCAGACUACAUUGAUCUCUCAGAGGAAGAAGGGGCUAAAAAUCAUGGGCCCUCCAUGACACCUUCUCCAAAUCACCCCGUCCGGAAAAGCUGCAGCGACACCGCCCUCAAUGCCAUCGUGGCCAAGGACGCCGUGAGCCGGCAUGAAGGCAACUACACUCUUCACGCCAACAACGUGCGCAAGCGGGGCAUGUCAAUCCUGAGAGAAGUGGACGAGCAAUACCACGCUCUGCUGGAGAAGUACGAAGAGCUCCUCAGCAAAUGCCGACAGCACAAGGACAGUGUGCGUCACACCGGAGUCCAGACAUCCCGGCCCAUUUCUCGCGACAGCUCCUUCAGGGACUUCCGGGGAGAGGGGCAUGAGCUGGAAGAGCGCAAAACGAUGGAGAAGACCCUCAGCAAACACGUGGAGGCCGUGGACAAGCGGCUGGAACAGACCCAGCCAGAGUACAAGGCCCUUUUCAAGGAGAUCUUUUCACGCAUCCAGAAGACAAAAGCAGACAUCAAUGCCACCAAGGUGAAAAACAAGAACAGCAAAUGAGUCCUGCCUCCGCUGCAUUCCCUCUGUUUCCACAUGUAACUUCAACAGCCAGCCCUUAUCUUCCGCCACACAAAACAUAGUGUGGCCUCUCCCCCUGCCUUGAAGUCUGGAGGCCGGCCACUUACAUGGUCCUCUUGUACUGGAAAGGAGCCUCUUUGGUUCAGGAGUGAGGAAAGUGCCACGGAGACUUGCUUUUUUAAGUUCGUGCCCCAAGUGGAUCCACCUGCCAGGGUUUCCAAACUGGCUGGAAAAGCUGUAUAUUGUAGUUAGAGGUGAUUUCAAAAAGUUUACCAUGAAUUUCUGCAUGUGUUGCUCCAAGCAGCCAGAAAUCAUAAACGAGGGAAAACCAACCAGCUUCCCACCCUUUCAGCUUCCCCAGUAGUCACCAGUCACUGUGUUUGAUUAGCUACAGACAGAAGCUUGGAUGACCAACACUGUCCUGGAAUGGGCUGGGUACAAUGAUACAAAAAAAGCCAUCAACAACUUCCAGGGAGUGCUUUGGAAAAUCCAGCCCAUCUCCUUCACCGAGAUCUGCUGCAAAGCACCCACAGCUGUACUUGAGACUUUAACCUGACCUUUCCAUUCCUUGAAGGGCAGUAUUUUCUUGCUAUUUAAGCCAUUCUCUUAUCAGUCAGGUUUUUCAGCUCUUUACAAUGCAAGCUCAUUGCAACUGGAAAAACUUGAAAUAUAGAACUGAUUGUUCCAUCUUCAUCAGCUUUCACCUGAUAAAUCAGUGCAUAAUCUUAAGACACCAUAAGCAUAUAGAAUUGCCUUCCUUUACACUCGUAUCAACAUUUCAUUCCAGGUAAACCACCGCCUGGUUGAAAGGGAUGACCAGGGCUUUCCCCAAAGCCAAGCAGGAAGUGCUAUUGCUGGGUCUGAGACUUACCCUCAUCUUCUCUAGAUGAGGAGCAUGAGGCUUCUACACCAUGCUAUUCAAGAGGUCUUGCCACCUCUCCUAGCAAGCUCCUAAUGAUAUAACUUGCAUGGGUUUGCAAAAACUGAUUAGCAGUGAUUCACCUGUAGAUAAAAGGAUAACAAAAAACACCAUAAAGGGUUAAGAGCAGUGACUACCGCUAAUAGCAUUGAUCACACUGUCCCACAUCUACUCUCUGUCUGCUCCUGGUUAAGCCAACAGACACGGUGUUUUCUGUGGAAAUAUGACUGAGCUGCCUUCUCCAAAGGCUGUCACCUUCCGUGGCAUUUUCUAUGUUCCAUUUAACUGUCCAGUGUCAGAAUCUCUUCACUCCGUGUACACUCCCAGAGACAUGCACAUAGACACACACACACGCAAAAAGCUUCACCAGUCUCAGGAAUGCCAUUUCUCACAAACCCAAAGUUGGCCUUGCUUGGUCAGACACUAGUACAUGGCAUCUUGCGGAGUUCAUGAAUAUAUGCAGAUAAGCAGCAUUUCUUUCAAACUUAGGCUACAGACCCAGAGCUCUCAGCUACAAGGGAUCAGGGGGUUUUUUUAAGUUACCGAACAGUAUUGUACAUGCACCUGAAGCAGCUUUGGGCUGGAUUCUGACUCCAUUUGCACUUGUGGUAUAUAUCCAAAAGCCUGCCGGGGUUUUUUGGUAUAAAUGAACUCGGAAUCUGUCCUUUCAUUAUUUUCAGUUAUAACUAUAUAUCUAGGUAUAAAUUAUUCAGUUUUCUCUUCCCCUACCCCUUGUGUUCUCCUCCCAAUUCAGGGCCUGACACUGCCAGGACCCAAACACUCACCACCCACAUUGAAAUCAGUAUGUGUCCAGGGUGCUCAGCACUUGGUAAGAUCAGGCCUUUAGUCACCCAUCAAAUGGCUGCCACUGUGCUAGCUUACAGGGGUGUGACCAUCACUACUGCUGCCUCUUAGACUGACCUACCUAGACAUGCCCAGUUCUGGAAAUAUACCCCACUACCAUCCCAUAUCAGAGGCUUCUCUCUUCUAUACUUGACAUAUACAGAUGGCCAGUGGCCCUGAACUCAGAAAUAUUAGGAGCCAUACACAUGACUAUGGCUACCAAUCUGGUAACCGUAUGGAGAACCUUCAUGCCUUAUUUAUUUAUAAUGGAAAGCAGUUGUCUAUUUAAACAACAAAAAAAGUCAAGUAGAUUUUCUCAGAGCGUUCAUCAGUGUUAUUACUGCCGCAGUACCUGGUACAUUGAUUACUAUUGUUCUUUUACUGAAACAUUUAUAGCAGGGGGCUUGUGAACCUAUGUUCUGCUUAUUGUAUCAGAGGGGAGGGGGGAGAAAUCACCACCACUUUCUGUUUCAAAUAUUGUUACGUAGGAACCAACAUCGCAGUUCUAAGUGUACAUCAGAUAAAUAUAUUUAAAAAUGCUUUAUUCUCUUCUUAAAUAAAAGACCCCACCAAUAUUCUGAAAGCUGAA
Messenger RNA from Alligator mississippiensis (American alligator), 4185 nucleotides. RefSeq names its product cerebellar degeneration related protein 2 like (gene CDR2L). NCBI's taxonomy places the organism in Eukaryota, Metazoa, Chordata, Crocodylia, Alligatoridae. The record is from RefSeq and is a predicted model, not a curated record. Bases 425 to 1816 code for a protein of 463 amino acids. The transcript is spliced from 5 exons.